This is a messenger RNA of Oppiella nova, 3072 nucleotides long. Lineage: Eukaryota; Metazoa; Arthropoda; Arachnida; Sarcoptiformes; Oppiidae. The record is from the annotation of a GenBank genome assembly.
AUGGCGAUCAGCAGUAGUACCACCACUCAAGUGGCGGCCACCGAUGGCACCGGUAGUCUCAGCGCCGGGAGUGUUAGCGCCGGUACCGGUGGUGGUGGUGGCGGUGGCGGUGGCCAGGGAGGCAGAGGCGCCGCUGGGGCGAUGUAUGUCGUGAAGCGGGACGGGAGGCACGAGUCGGUAAUGUUUGACAAAAUCACGUCAAGAAUCGCUAAACUCUGCUAUGAGUUGGACAUGAAUUUCGUGGACCCGACGGCCAUCACAUUGAAGGUGAUAGCGGGUCUGUAUUCGGGCGUAACGACUGUCCAAUUGGAUGAGUUGGCGGCGGAGAUCGCGGCGACAAUGACCACAAGACACGCCGAUUACGCCAAACUCGCCGCCCGUAUAGUCGUCUCAAACCUCCACAAAGAGACCAAAAAGAACUUCUCGGAUGUGAUCCACGACUUGCACACAAUGGUGAAUGAAGUGACCGGGAGGUCGGCGCCCAUGAUCUCUGAGCGCACGUACGCUGUGGUGAUGGCGAACGCCGAGCGCCUCAACUCUGCCAUUAUCUACGACCGCGACUUCCACUACAACUACUUCGGCUUCAAGACUCUCGAACGGAGUUACCUCUUGAGGAUCAACGGCAAGAUAGCGGAGAGACCACAGCAUCUGCUCAUGCGGACGGCGGUCGGCAUCCAUGACAACGACAUCGACGCCGCCAUUGAGACCUAUAACCUGAUGUCCGAGCGGUGGUUCACUCACGCGUCGCCCACACUGUUCAACGCCGGCACUCCACGACCGCAACUGUCCUCUUGUUUCCUGUUAACGAUGUCCGAGGACUCGAUUGAAGGUAUUUUCGAUACCCUUAAGCAGUGCGCCGUUAUCUCGAAGGCCGCGGGAGGUAUUGGUCUCAAUGUCCACUGUAUCCGGGCGUCCGGUACUCUAAUCAACGGCACAAACGGCACGUCCAAUGGGUUGGUGCCGAUGCUCCGGUGCUAUAACAAUGUGGCCCGUUAUGUGGAUCAGGGCGGCAACAAACGGCCCGGUGCGUUCGCCAUAUACGUCGAGCCCUGGCAUUCAGACAUUUUCCAGUUCCUCGACUUACGUAAGAACACCGGCGCCGAGGAGCAGAGGGCUCGCGACCUAUUCCUCGCCCUUUGGGUGCCCGACCUGUUCAUGAAGCGCGUGGAGGCGGACGCCAUGUGGUCGCUGAUGUGUCCGCACGACUGUCCCGGCCUGUUCGACACGUGGGGCGAGGAGUUCGAGCGCCUGUACGAGAAGUACGAGAAGGAGAAGCGCUUCACACGUCAGGUGCGGGCGCAGACACUGUGGUUCGCGAUAGUCGAGGCCCAGAUCGAGACGGGAACGCCGUAUAUGGUGUACAAAGACCACUGCAAUCGGAAAUCCAAUCAACAAAACUUGGGAACCAUUAAGUGCUCGAACUUAUGCACAGAGAUUGUCGAGUAUUCCUCGCCGGACGAGAUCGCGGUCUGCAAUCUGGCGUCCAUUGCGGUCAACAGGUUUGUCGACAAAACCAGCCGUACGUACGACUUCCAGAAGCUCCGGGAGGUGACCAAAAUCGUGACCAAAAACCUGAAUAAGAUAAUAGAUGUCAACUAUUAUCCGCUGCCGGAGUGCGAGCGCUCCAACAAAAGGCACCGACCGAUCGGUAUUGGCGUUCAGGGAUUAGCCGACGCUUUCAUUUUGAUGCGACAGCCCUUUGAGAGUCCUGAGGCCAAGGAGUUGAAUAUCAAGGUGUUUGAGACCAUAUAUUACGGGGCGUUGGAGGCCUCGUGCGAGUUGGCCGAAAGGGACGGCCCCUACGAGACCUAUAAGGGCUCUCCCGUGUCGAAGGGUGUGCUUCAGUACGAGAUGUGGGGCCGAAAGCCGACCGAUUUGUGGGACUGGGAGGCGCUGAAGGCCAAGAUCGCCAAACACGGCAUCCGGAAUAGCCUACUGUUGGCGCCGAUGCCCACCGCCUCCACCGCACAGAUAUUGGGUAACAACGAGUCCAUAGAGGCCUACACUUCAAACAUAUACACCCGUCGAGUGCUUUCCGGAGAGUUUCAGGUGGUGAACCAUCACCUGCUCCGAGACCUCACCGAACGCGGCCUGUGGUCGGAACAGAUGAAGAUGGAGAUCAUCGCAAAGCACGGAUCCGUUCAGACCAUAGACGCCAUUCCCAAAGACCUCAAAGAUCUGUAUAAAACUGUUUGGGAGAUCUCGCAGAAGCGCAUACUGGAGAUGGCGGCCGACAGGGGCGCGUACAUCGACCAGAGCCAGUCCCUCAACGUCCAUAUCGCUGAGCCAUCCAUGGCUAAGAUCACGUCAAUGCACUUCUAUGGCUGGAAACUGGGCCUCAAGACCGGUAUGUAUUACCUGAGGACAAAACCGGCCGCCAAUGCCAUCCAAUUUACGGUCGAUAAGACUAAACUGAUCGCUAAGAGCACCGCCGAUGUGGCGGCCAAUGGUGUCAACGGAUCCGGUGAUAAGCCGAAGCCGACGGCCGAAGAGGUGAUGUUGUGUUCCCUACAGAAUAAGGACGAGUGCCUUAUUAAUACUGUUGUCGAUGGCAACCACAGAUCAGUCCUCGAGAGUGACAUUUCUGAACAAAUAAGACAUCGACUCCUUGUUGUGUAUCCGACGUAUGGCUUCGGCCAACAGCACCGAUAUGUCGAUUGUCUUGAUUUUGUUGCACUGCAUCUUCUGCACCUCAUGAGGAACUGGAUGUCAAACACACAAACAUUGCAUAAGUUUAUGAGUGGAGAGAGAGAGAGAGAGAGAGGUCUCUCGAGACAUACCGGUGUUGGUGACGACCACCUCAUUGAUGUACGACUCCUCUAUGAGUCGGGGCGCGUCCAGACUGAGCAGUCCAUGGGUGGCCAACACGCGCCCCUCUCUUUCAACACCUCGGCCGCCGACACGAACGUCUGCACGUCGUCCACCAUGUCGUCCACCAUAAUGGCUAUCCGUCCGCCGACGUCCCCGACCACAGUCAUCGGCGGCUUAUUCUUAGCCGCCUGUGUGGGCAUGGGAUCCAGGCCCACGUCAAACGUCUUAAUACCCGGCUCCUCGACAGGAGGCGGUGAGUAG